GCUGCAAUCUAUCAUCUUCGAAACACUCACAUCAAAGGAGGCUGAGCAGCAGCAGCAUCAACAACAACAAAGGGGAAGAGAGUGUCUGUGCUACCGCUCUGCAAAGUUGGAUGCCAGUUCUUUCUUUCUCUCUCUCUCUCUCCAGGAUUAAUUUUUAUGGCUCUGCACACUGGGAAACGUCAGGAACUCCCCACAGUCACUGCAGAUCAGAAAAAGGUGUGAGGAGAGGAGAGAUCGGUUUAAAAUUUCAAACGCAACCUCUCCGGCGGGCAAGAGAGGGCUUCAUUAGCAUAUGUCAGGGGGGGACUAGCAUAUAUACGGGCUUUGUGUAUAAACAGAGCGCUAAUCUGACCCGUUUCCCGGGACACAAGAGCAGCAGCACCCGCCGCUCUCGAUGCUGAUGCACAGCGAGCAGCAGACUCCCAAUGCUCGGAGAGAGAAGAGGCUCCAAAGAAGGCAGCGGUUGUCCCAGGACAAAGUCCUCCCUGCCUGAGAUCCUCCAGCAGCAACUCUGCCUGACCGUUUAGCUCUUUUGAUUAUUGUGCCUGUGCCUUCCUUCCCAGCGCUCGUUAAGCCGCCUCCCUUCCAGCGGGCUCUUCCAUGGCUCCCUUCGCCGAAGUUGGGGGCUUCCUGGGCGGCUUGGAGGGGUUGGGGCAGCAGGUGGGCUCCCACUUCCUGCUGCCGCCUGCCGGGGAGAGGCCGGCGCUGCUCAGCGAUCGCCUGGCUCAGGCCGAGAGGGGAUCCAGAGGUGGCGGAGGUGCGGCGCCUGGCACCGCGGAUUUAGCCCAUUUGCAGGGCAUCCUACGCCGGAGGCAGCUCUACUGCCGGACUGGCUUCCACCUGCAGCUCCUGCCAGAUGGCAGCGUGCAGGGCACCAGGCAGGACCACAGUCUCUUCGGUAUCCUUGAAUUCAUCAGUGUGGCAGUAGGACUGGUCAGUAUUAGAGGAGUGGACAGUGGCCUUUAUCUUGGAAUGAAUGACAAAGGAGAACUCUAUGGAUCUGAGAAAUUAACUUCUGAAUGCAUCUUCAGAGAACAGUUUGAGGAGAACUGGUAUAACACUUAUUCUUCCAAUGUAUACAAACAUGGAGACUCGGGUCGGCGGUUUUUUGUAGCACUUAACAAAGAUGGAACUCCAAGAGAUGGGGCUAGGUCCAAAAGACAUCAGAAAUUCACACACUUCCUACCCAGGCCAGUGGAUCCUGAAAAAGUUCCAGAACUCUACAAGGAUGUAUUAGGAUACAGCUGAAAUGGAUCAGGGUAUUUGAAAGAAAACCAAUCCCCCAUUCUUUCCUACCACAGCUUCUAUGGUAAUACGCAGGAAGGACUUUCAAAUGCUGCAGAGUUACCAGGCUCUAGGAGAGUGGAUUUUAACAAUCUGUUUAGUGAUAGCCUAAAUUUCCUAAUGUUUGGAUACAGGAGACAAAGCCUUAAAGUUAAGAUUGGACCAGCCUCUUUGAAGUUUGCUCUCCAGUAGACAGUGGGAGGUUUGAGUCUGAUUUAUUUUAAAUCACCAAACUUGUGCCUAACUUGUCUGGAUUACUUAUUAUUCAUACACUAGAGAAAAAAAUAACUACUGUGGAGUGGAACAAUAGACAGAAAGUUGGAUGACAUGGUAAGAAAUAGGCUGUAAAACAUCAAUAAAGCCCGAGAACUAUAUAAGAAGUGAUAGUGGCUACACUAUGAAUGACAGAACUUGGAAGUCAAAGCAUCUCAGUCAGAACUGGAACUUUUCUUCAGGAUGGACCUAUUUAUACAUUUCCAGAUGACAUAUAUUUAUUUUAUAUAUUUAUUUAUUAAAGAGUUUAUUUUUACUGGGAUAUGAAGACACUACAAACCCUUGCCCCAACAAAAUAUCAUUGACCGUGCCAAUAUUUACUCUGAGGUAGUGUCAUCAUGCUAAAAAGGCAUUACAUCCAACACAUUCAUAAACAGAAUAUCUAAAUUUUCAUUUUUUUAUAAAGUAUAGAUUAGGUUAUAUUUUUAUGCACAUAAAAAUGGAUUGUCUUAAACUGGGGAGAAUGUUGGGUGUUUUUUGGCCUUUGAGAAUGCCUUCCAGAUUUGUACUGAA
Messenger RNA from Pelodiscus sinensis (Chinese soft-shelled turtle), 2070 nucleotides. RefSeq names its product fibroblast growth factor 20 (gene FGF20). Lineage: Eukaryota; Metazoa; Chordata; Testudines; Trionychidae. The record is from RefSeq and is a predicted model, not a curated record. Gene Ontology annotation, molecular function: growth factor activity.